CCACCAUCUUCAUCCAUUUUUCUCUAUUUGCACUUUAGUCCCUCUCUUCUCUCUCUCUCUCUUUCGUUUUCUCUUCAAAAAAAACUCAAGUCUUUUUUUAAGCUUUACAUCUCCAAAAAUGGCGAUUAGAAAGCCGAACAAGCUUCCUCAAGCCGCAGUACUGAAGCAAAUCCUGAAGAGAUGUUCGAGCUUGGGCAAGAAGAACAUCAACAACAAUGGCUACAGCGACGAAGAGGGUCUCCCUCUCGAUGUCCCGAAAGGUCAUUUCGCAGUCUACGUCGGCGAGAACAGAACGAGGUACAUUGUUCCCAUCUCGUUCCUGACUCACCCGGAGUUCCAAACCCUCCUCCGGCGAGCCGAGGAGGAGUUCGGCUUCGAUCACGAGAUGGGUCUCACCAUUCCCUGCGAAGAAGUGGUCUUUCGCUCUCUAACCUCCAUGCUCAGAUGAAGUGCGUGAGUACGUACCGAAAUGGGGGUAUAUUUGAAAUGAAAAGAAAAUGACAAGGUCAAGAAAGUAAUUUCACACCCAAAAAAAAAAAAAAGAAAGAGUAGAAGAAGAAGAAAAAAGAAAAAGAUGAUUUAUGAAGAGGAAGCUUGCGUUUUUGGCUUCUCUUUAUUUUUUUUAUUUUUUCAUCUUUUUUAAAUUUUCUCUCUUUUAUUUUUUUUCUUCUUAUUUUUUGGAGAGGGCUCUUGAUCUUUUUUUUUUUUUCAUUUUAUUUAUUUGUUCCUUUUUUUUUUGGAGGAGAGAGAGGUGGCUAGAAAGCUAGGUGGGUUUGUUUUGGAACCCCAUUUGGAGGGUUUUUUCUUUUUUUUUUUUUUUCUUUUUUUUGACUUUUUUUUUCUAACUUUUGAGAAACCCAUUUGAGAAAAUAUUAAUGGGUUUUGCAAUUUGUAUAAAAAUGGUUGAUGUAAAACUUUCCUCACUGAGGUUGGGAUGUUAUUAUUAUUACCCUGUGAGAGAAAUUAAUGAAGCAAAAAAAAAUAUUGCAUUAAUUAAUGUGACAA
Molecule: messenger RNA, 1005 nt
Organism: Humulus lupulus (European hop)
Lineage: Eukaryota; Viridiplantae; Streptophyta; Magnoliopsida; Rosales; Cannabaceae
Product: protein SMALL AUXIN UP-REGULATED RNA 51-like
Exons: 1
Coding region: 119-448 (109 amino acids)
Biological process (GO): response to auxin
Source: RefSeq, a predicted model, not a curated record